This is a messenger RNA of Exophiala xenobiotica, 2128 nucleotides long. RefSeq lists its product as uncharacterized. The record is from RefSeq and is a predicted model, not a curated record. NCBI's taxonomy places the organism in Eukaryota, Fungi, Ascomycota, Eurotiomycetes, Chaetothyriales, Herpotrichiellaceae. Gene Ontology annotation, biological process: anaphase-promoting complex-dependent catabolic process. The transcript has a single exon. Bases 109 to 1965 code for a protein of 618 amino acids. Gene Ontology annotation, cellular component: anaphase-promoting complex.
AUUGUCACAUCUUCAUGCCGGUAGCCAAAGACUCUACUACACCAGCCACACCUCCGCGGGAGAUCUAGGUCAACAUCUCCUAGGAACUGCAAAGCCCGCGUCGACGUGAUGCUAACAACGUUCCUCCCACUAUUCCCUCCGCCCGCAUCCUCCCUCCUGCCUGCACCUCCAUCUCAGACAUCGUCCGAAACCACCUCGCAACCCACACAUUCUCACCAUGCCUCGCGGCGGAACAAGGCGCACGCGGCGCAGAAUCGCAACACCACGCUCGCGGUCUUGUCCAGUGACGAACGCACGAUCAUGCAGCGGAAAAUGGCCAUAGCGAUGUACGGCUACAGCUGGCUCAAGCCGGCAGGGUGCGCGAAGACGAUGCUCGGCCGGCGCGAGGAGGAGCUGGAACGGGAGGAGGUGGAGAAGCAGCUCCGUGAAGUCGAGUUCCAGGAACGAAUGGCCAUGGAGGCGGAAGAGCAGGAACGACUCGCGCAGAGGGAUCAGGUAGGGGAGCCGGUUGAGGGGAGGGAUCUGGAUGAGGAAAUCCCUGACGCGGAUGGCGAGGAGGGAUAUGAGGACGGAUUCGAUGAUGAGGACGUGGAUGUGGAAGAAGAUGGUAUGGGCAUGGGAGGGGAUCUUGACGAUGAUAUCCCCGACGCAGAUGGGGACGAGGACGACGUUGAGGACGACGAUGAUGAUGAUGAUGAUGAGGAAGGGAUGAGCAGUCCGGAGCCAUACCCGCAAGAGGAGGGAUGGAUGUAUGACAGUCGCAGAGAGCCGGACUCGGAUUCGGACCGAGACGGAGAAGAAGACGAAGAUGGCGGCCAACGGCGAGAACAACUCGCAAGAGCGAGACAUGCGCACAUCGCGGACGGACGUGUUCCUGUGCCGGGGAGUGAGUACGACUACGACGAGCGCGCGGCCGAGGACUUGGCGAAUGCUAUGCUUGACGAGGAUGAGAUCUUCGACGACGAGCAGAACCUGGCGGGAGGUGAAGAAAGGGAUCUCGACGACGACGUGCCCGAUGCAGCAGAUGACGAGCAGGCGUGGGAACAUACCGACACCGAGAUCGAGGAGAGUGAGAUGGAUAUCUCGAUACUGCCCGGCCAGUCUGCACAACGACAACAACCUCACCUACAUACCGUGGGUAGAACGAGUAUGGGACAGCAAGCGGCGAGGCAGCUCGCUGGAGGCUCAGGCUCAGGACGACCGUCAGGACCGCGGAGUUCGGGGUCUUGGAUCGCGGGUCCGGCAUCGUCGCCGCAAGUGCGUGCAGGACAGCAUCAGCACCAGUAUCAGCACCAAUAUCACAGACCGACGCCCGCUACUACCGCUGGUGGUGGUGGUGGUGGAUCUGGAUACUCGGGACGAGCAGCCAGGGUCGUGUCAGGCAACCGACACCGGCCAAGUCAGCUUCAUCAGCUUCAGCUCCAGCAUCAGUAUACCCAGACGCCGGCGAUGCUGGACAGUCCGCUUGAAGGAGAUGUCGAUGCCGAUGCCGAGGGGGUUGGAGAUGGAGAUGCGGAACAGGAAGACUACGAUCCAUUCGCGUCGACGGGACCCAGGCACGCCAGAGUACAUGCUAGACCUACGGCUCGGGGCGUGGCCCAUGCCAAUACUAUGGAUACCCCAGGCUCCGGACAAAGAAGACAUGAGGCGGCAAGUGAGAGCCCCUCUCGUGCGGCUGCGGCGCGGAAUUGGCUUGACGGUGCUGCGGCCGCGGUGGGUGGAAGUGCCAGGCGGACACUGUUUGGACGAACAGCGGCCAGAAGAGCAACUGCCGCUGCUGCAGCCACAGGAUCAGGCACGCUUGGUACAUCUAGCGGCGGGCUGUUUACGCCCCCGCCAGGAAUCACUGUCGGUGCUGGUGAAGAGUGGGAGACACCCGUCGAUCAGAGCGGGAGUCAGGAGUCGAGUCAAGGCCGGAGACGGAGUGGUCGGUUUUUGAGUUCGAGAAGAAGAGCGGAUCCGUAAAUGAUCAAAAGAAAGGCACGCAAGGACAAUGGAAGAGACAGACACGUAGAGUGUUAUUAUGAUUACUACGCUGUAUCAUAAUACAGCGGCUUGCAUUCGACGGCAAACCUGGUACUCUCAAGGACAUUCCAAGGACUUCCUGCCAGUACCGGAUCAGACCCAG